This is a messenger RNA of Mastomys coucha (southern multimammate mouse), 1807 nucleotides long. RefSeq names its product ring finger protein 122 (gene Rnf122). The coding region runs from base 357 to 824 and encodes 155 amino acids. Lineage: Eukaryota; Metazoa; Chordata; Mammalia; Rodentia; Muridae. The record is from RefSeq and is a predicted model, not a curated record. The transcript is spliced from 6 exons.
GGAGCAGUCCCAGGGAGGGGGUGUGAGCCGCGCGGUGUCAGUUUUCGGAAUCCCAGCGCGCUCUGCUCAGCGCAGUGGGACCCGAGCCCGGCUUCGUGUCCCGGCUGCUGCCUUCUCGGCCGGGCAUCCCGGCUCUCUCGGCUGCCCUCCCGGCCCGGGCCCUCCGCAGGGCUUCAUUCCUAAAGACUUUGCUUUCUCCUCUGCCCUCUUUGUUGCUUUGCAGACCGGCCUCUCUGCAGCCCCCGACUCCACUCCUCCGGGAGUUGCAUCUCCAUCCCGGCGGUCUCCGUGCACAGCCCUGCCGGCUCUAACACCUUGCUUCUGUUCGCUCAGGGAAGCCGACCUUGACUUCAUUGAUGCACCCAUUCCAGUGGUGUAACGGGUGUUUCUGUGGCCUGGGACUGGUUAGUACCAACAAGUCCUGCUCAAUGCCACCAAUCAGUUUCCAAGACCUUCCCCUCAACAUCUACAUGGUCAUCUUUGGCACAGGCAUCUUCGUCUUCAUGCUCAGCCUCAUCUUCUGCUGCUACUUUAUCAGCAAACUCCGGAACCAGGCACAGAGUGAGCGAUAUGGCUACAAGGAGGUGGUGCUUAAAGGUGAUGCUAAGAAGUUACAGCUCUAUGGGCAGACCUGUGCAGUUUGUCUGGAAGACUUCAGGGGGAAGGACGAACUAGGUGUGCUUCCAUGCCAGCAUGCCUUUCAUCGCAAGUGUCUGGUGAAGUGGCUAGAAGUCCGUUGUGUCUGCCCCAUGUGCAACAAGCCCAUCUCCGGCCCCACGGAGACCUCUCAGAGCAUUGGGAUCCUGCUGGAUGAACUGGUGUAAGCGCUCCCUGCACAUGGACACUGGCGAAAACUGCUUACUUUGUGGGCACCUGGGUUCCUCGACACAAAUGAACAAGACUCACUCACCUAAAGGCAAGGAUGACAGAGCUGGGCUUCCAGCAGCACCGCUGGACCAGGACCAGACUUGUCCAGUCUCUGCCUUCCAGGGCUUCUCUCCGUUAUCCAUUUCCAAUGGCCCCAUCCAGGUCGACUUCUCUAUCUUGGUACUGGACUGACUAUCCAUCCACCUCCACCCACCUCAUCUUUACCCUGGGAAGAAGUCAACUCUGUGACUGUGAACUUGGACACUUCCCUUAGGAGAACAAGCGACUCUGACCUUGAAAGACUGAGGUGGCUCUGCCCCACCCAUGUCCUUCACUCCUGCCAGAGCCUUCCAUGGGAUGGUUUCCGAGGGAAAGGAAAGAAAGAUCAAGAAACCAAGAUGAAGGGCUCUGUAUGAAGUAAAGGAAGGCAGGGACCUAAAAAAAAAAAAGGGAAAAGUCAAUGUUUACAUGGGAUGGCAGAAACAAAGGCCAGCUUCGCUCGCCCUGGCCGACUGCAGGGUGAUGGGACCAACCCUCCCCUGUUGGGAUCUGAGGUGCUAUUCAUUCUCUCCCUGGCCCUGCUUAAUCUCAGAGCCUUCUAGUCAUUGUUGGUUUUGAAGAAAUCCCUCUCUACAGGAAGGGGUCUAAUCCUCAAGCCCAUUUUCAGGACCUUUUUUUUUUUUUAAGAAGCAAAAUGGGCCUCGGGAUGAGGAUGAUGGGGGAGGGUACAGUAGUGCGGACGUCUGCUUCCCCCUCUGUAAAUAGUAUUUUUUAUACUUCAUCUUCACCAUCUCAGGCUUUACACAUGCGCCCCUUCCCCAGGAUGCCAGGGGGUGGGGUGUCCCCUUUCUCCCCUGAGCGGGGCCAAUGAGAAUGGGGAAAAAAGGUUAUGUAUUUAAAGAAAAUUAAAUUUAAUAACACGUACGUUUCUCUAAUCAAA